This is a messenger RNA of Perkinsus marinus ATCC 50983, 2250 nucleotides long. RefSeq lists its product as hypothetical. Gene Ontology annotation, biological process: 7-methylguanosine mRNA capping. Lineage: Eukaryota; Perkinsozoa; Perkinsida; Perkinsidae. The transcript has 8 exons. The record is from RefSeq and is a predicted model, not a curated record. Gene Ontology annotation, cellular component: cytoplasm; nucleus. Gene Ontology annotation, molecular function: methyltransferase cap1 activity. Bases 1 to 2250 code for a protein of 749 amino acids.
AUGACUGAGGCUGGCCUUCAGAUGCUGCGGUUGCCGCUGCCUACACUUCCUCACGAUUCGUCGAUGAUGGGGGUACUUUUUCGUGAAGCCUCAGGGCCCACUGUGAGCGCUGAUGACGGAAAUGUGGUGAAUGCGCGUGCAGAGUUGAACAAGGCAAGGGACGAGAUAGAUUCAGUUGAUAUCGCUGAGUGGCGAUCUUUUUCCAAGAAACUCAACGCACUAGACGGCCUUACUAAGGAUAUACGAGCCCGUGUGGGCUUUGACUUGCCUCUGGUGAAUAACGCCUGGGCUAAGUUCUACGAGGUGCUGGUGGCUUACGGCCCGAGGAUGUUCGAGAACGUUGGAGUUGAUAAGUCUUUGCGUACCAUGCACCUCUGUGAAUGCCCUGGUGGAUUCGUGGCUGCCCUCAACGUAUAUUUGGCAAUAACUCACCCAGAUUGGGUGGAGAAGUGGCAGUGGCUGGGAGCUUCACUGAAUCCCUACUAUGAGGCAAAUGACCUCAAUCAAAUGGUGGAUGACGAUGCCCUGUAUAGACGGACUCGGGAUCGUUGGUGGACUGGUCCGGAUGGUUCAGGGAACAUCCUUCAGCCGAGCGCUGCUCAGGAUAUGUGGAGAUGGUUCGGAUCUCGAGCCACUGGAGAGAAGUGUCACGUCGUGACUGCAGAUGGGAGUAUGGAUGUUCAAUACGAUCCAAACAAACAAGAGAGCCUAUGCUUGCCGAUAAUAUUCCGAGAGCUCCUAUUGGCCAUCGGCUUACUGCACCCCGGCGGUACCUUUGUGAUGAAGGCUUACUCCCUGCUGGAUGACGCCACUGUAGCUGCCCUGUCUCUGGCAGCAUUCAUGUUCGAUACGAUAGAGGUCGUGAAACCUGUGGCCAGCAAGGAGGCCAACAGCGAAACGUACUGGGUUUGCCUUGGAUUCCGAGGCCUUGCAAAGGAGGACGGCGCAUGGCUGAGGAAGGCACUUGCUGUGCGAGAUCCACGUGUCGAGCUAAGGAUACCUACGAAUGCGAGCCAGUCUUUACGAGAGUUUGUGCGUGCUGCUCGACAGGUCGCAGUGACAUUGGCUGAAAAGCAAACAGAAGCUAUCAAAGGAAAGCUCAGCCGAUGGCGGGAAAUGGGCGACUCAGAUCCACAGCCCUAUCCUAAGAAGCAGAGAACCAUCAACAGUCUCAGUGGCGACUAUGUACGCAUGUUGAUACCACCUGAACUUGACUUGGCCUUGGUGAAGCCGCUCUUACCGGCUGAUACUGCCGGACGGCUCGGAGGGGUUGACAGUAGGCGUGCUAGUCGAGGGACAGUAGAGGACAGGCGUCAUGACCAUGAGGAUGAUACAGCACUUGGAGGCCUACGCGAGAACCUGGCAGAAGGCGCUUCCUUCUCUAUGCAAGCCGUUACAAAUCCGACGAGUCGCAUCCCACGGAUUCCAUCCCUCACCGAAUGGUUGACGUUCACGCUAACGACCCAGCAGCUUUCUGAGUGCCCCGGAGCCUAUAGGAGGAUUACCUCCUUCACUCAAGCCAAUAAUGUUAAGAUCCCUAACUCUGGGUCUGUCGUCUACAGCCCUUUGGUUCGCAAUGCUACUGAGCUCAAGGCCCUUGUUCGCAAGAGGCUACUCCGAUUCGAAAAAUGCCCGACAGUUCAGCCUCGAUCGCCCGGCGAUGCAGUGGCGUGUUCGCUCACCGGUGAUGAGCGUAAUCGAGCAGUCAUUGCGGAGCUUCUGAAAGAGCAUGCCAGCGUUGACCCUGAUCACGUGUCUACAUGGGAUUCCCCCCUCCAUAAAGCCGCCGCGAUCAAAGGCAAAGCUGACGUGAGCGUGAAAAUGCUUGCUGACCACAGUCUACUGGUCGACCCGUUCUCUCGGCAAUUCGAUCCGGCAACAAGAGAAGAGCUCAUCAAAUCAACCAUAGAUGGCGUGGAGGCUCUGACGAUCGCGGGCUCUAGCGUCCUGCUGUUAGAGCUGGGGGCCGCUCCUGUGGUAGCAGUCUGGCUCGGCAGCUUACUCUUCCGACUGGCCCAACUAUUCAACAAGAUCAAGCUCGUACAGCCGUGUUCAGGUAUGAACUUACGACCACCCGUUGCUACUCUUGUUUGUGAUUUAGAUGACUCUGUACUGAGAUGCAGCAGUUGGGUUGUCUGCAUGGGGCGGCUCAGUGGAGGAAGGGCCAAAUCCAGUCUAAGAACCAUCCGGGAUGCUAUUGCAUCGAGGGAUGUGUCCACCCCCAUGGCUCCUAUGACGUGCACAUUGUAA